UUUUACGGAAGCAUAAUGGUUUCGUUGGUUGUCCUGGCUCGGAUGGGGAAGCUUUCGGAGAAGGUGCUUUUGUACAUGGGCGGUGUGUCUGCGUGGACGGCCACCCUCCUCUUCAUGUGGGGGCCUAUUGCACAAAUGUGGACCAACUACGUGAACCCCGCCAACAUCAAGGGGCUUUCGUCUCAGACCGUGUUGCUGGCCAUGAUCGGCAACGGGUUGUUACUGCCUCGGGCACUAUUCGUUAGGGAUUUCAUGUGGUUCACGGGUUCGUCGUGGGGAUGCUCGUUGGCCGGCGAGGGCAUUCUAAUCAGCAUGUACAUUAACGGCUGCGUGAGCAGUGCGCUAUUUUGGGUCGUUUCAGCGGGUUACGUUUCCUGGAUAGGCGGUAUGCUGCACAAGGAUAAACGGGCGUACAAACUUCCCUCGAUCUUCAGCCCGCUCCGUGAGCUUGUGUCCGGGUCAAGGCAAUAUCACGGCUGAAAGGCACCAAUGUUUGAGAAAGUGUUAGAGUUUUCUUCUGCACCAGAGCAUGGUCAUCGAGAUGUAGCUCCAGAGCCCAAUGGACCCUGCAGUGGUCGUGCUCACUAAAACAUCCGCGCAGUCGAAGCUUCUGUGUACCCCUGGAGACGUGCUUUCGAAGAACAGCAUCACAAUAAAUGCCUGAUUAGAAGGCCGAGGUCAUUUGUGGGAAUCCGAUCACUGAUCGCGAGCGGAAAGUAGAAAGCUUCCGAGUAGUGGUGGGCAUACAAAAAGUUCCAGUGUGUGGUGCGAAGAUGAUCGCAAGUCCAGCUGGGACGUUAGACCUAAGUGUGUGAGUAGGCUAGAUUACUUUAGAGUACGGCAGACACAUUUUUGGUUUCGGUAAACGACAGCUCAUUCGCACGAGCGGUCGGGUACAUGUACACAACGUUGGUGAGAGGCGAUAGUCCUGAUACACAAUACUGCCGACAUAUGGCAUAAACAUUGGGCGCUCGUAGCAGCCUGGAGGUGUUGUGGGUGAGUAAACAGAGGUUCGGGAACUGCGGCCGAUCGGAGAGGAUGGCGACAGAAUAUGUCGUGCUUGUAAUUGGUCGCGCGGUGUGGGUGAUGGUUCGGAUGUGUAAUAUAAAUGUGAAGAGUUGAUCUUUAAUUC
Physcomitrium patens is the source of this 1132-nucleotide messenger RNA. RefSeq names its product maltose excess protein 1, chloroplastic. Lineage: Eukaryota; Viridiplantae; Streptophyta; Bryopsida; Funariales; Funariaceae. Gene Ontology annotation, cellular component: chloroplast envelope. Gene Ontology annotation, molecular function: maltose transmembrane transporter activity. The record is from RefSeq and is a predicted model, not a curated record.